Paramecium sonneborni is the source of this 2262-nucleotide messenger RNA. The record is from the annotation of a GenBank genome assembly. NCBI's taxonomy places the organism in Eukaryota, Ciliophora, Oligohymenophorea, Peniculida, Parameciidae.
AUGUCAGGCUUAUAAAUAAUUUAUGGAGAGAUUAAAGGAUCUAAAUAAAUAGUUCAGUUUAGAAUUGAUCCAACUAUUUUAAAUAAAUAAAUAAAUCCUAAUAUAAUCAAAGAUUUUUUAAAGGAAGUUGAACUUGAUGAAUAAUAUUAUGAUAAGCCUUCUAUUUUAUUUUAAGCAGGGGAACAAUACUUUAAUUCAAUUGGAAAAAAUUAAAUAUAUGAUUUAGAAAAUGCUUAAAAAUGGAUCAAUUCAAAUAACUUAAUAGAAAUGACUUAUGCAUUAAAAUGGAUAUAUUAAGUUGCUAGUGUAGAAGAGAAAGCUUUGUUGACUUAUGAUUUAAAUAUCAAUCAAGAAAUUUUGAAAAAAAUUAUUAUUCUAAAUAUAGCGUUAGAAUAAAAAAUUUAAAUUUCGAUAAAUAGUUUGAUUAAUUUAUUAGAUUAAAAUUGCGAAAUAUUGUAUUGUAUAGCGUAAUAUUUAUAAUCAGCAAUUAAAAGUUUGUAAUUUGAAGAGUUAUUGCCUCUUUUAAUUUAAAUUAUAAAUCUUAUAGAUGGUCAAAUAUAUAAUAAAUUUAUUGUCCUUUAGUUAAUGGAUAUUGUUCAUUCCUAGUUUUCUUAGUUUAAUAUUCCUAAAUUGAAAAUAAAUUAGUUCUAAAUAUAAAAUUGGGAAAAUUGCACAGAAUUUACAAUUUAAGAAUAGGAAUUACCUUUUUUAAUUCUAAGAAGAUCAAGAGAAGUAUAUAAUUUAACUUAAAGCUAAUAUGAAUCCUUUCAAAAUUGUUUUUUUUUUAAAUGGUAAACAAUGGACAUGUUAAUAGACGAAUAAAUUAAAAAUAAUAAAACUAAAAUAGAAAAAUAAAUUGAAAAUAAUGAAAAUAAUGAAAAUAAUGAAAAUAAAAUAGACAAAGAAAUUGAAAUUUAAAUACCAAAGAAACAAAGAUAGAAAUAGAGGCUGGUUUUUUCAGUUUAAGUUAGACCAAAUUAAAAUUAAAGCAAUCCAAUUAAAGAAAACCAAAAUGGGGCUCCAAGACCCCCUCCAGCACCCAUUAAUCUAAUCAAUACAAGUUCUUAUACAUAAUAUAAUAAAUUACCAAUGUUAUAACAAAAUUUAAUUGGAACUAUUUGGAGUGUUUCAUUACCUUAAAAUCCAUUAAUAAACCCAGAUAACCUUAAGUAUUUCUUAAAAAAGUAAGUUAUUAAGAAAGAAGCAAAUUAAUAAAAAGAAACUGUUAUCUAUUCAGAAUCUGUUUUAAAAGAAUAAGGCAUAAAAUUAGAAUUAUUAUUAAAUAAAUUAUCAAAGAUCAAUCUAAUUGAAAUUAUGGAUUAAAUUAAUUAACUCGAAUUUGUAGAAAAUAAUAAUAAUAAUGAAAUGAAAUCAGUUUUAGAAUUACUUUACAAAAUCAUUUUAUUGAUACCUGAAGAUUUUUAAAAUAAAUAUGAAAAAAAAAUUAAUGAAAUUAUGUAAAAUAAUUAAUAGAAUUCAAAUAAUUAUUUUAUUAAUAGAAAUGACUAAUCUGUUAAAUAAAUAUAUGAUUUAAAUUUUAAAAAAUCAAUUGAAAUAGAAUUCUUUUUUAAAGAACAUGUUGAAAAUUACGAAUUUAUAGUAAAUUAAAUUCUUUAGUUUAUUAAAAUAUUUGAAGAUAUCAAAAAGGAUUAAGAAUUAAUUUUGUAUUUUCAUUAUAUUAAAGAAUAUGGAAAGAUAUUUAAUAAUAUUAAAAUAGCUGAGUAUGGAUACAAAUUUGAAAAUUUAAUAGAGUUUUCUUACAAAACUUAACAAUUAGUACCCUAAUAAGAAGAAUUAAUUAAAUUUAUAGUAGAGGACAUGAUAAAUUAAAAUAUUAAGUUUUAAGAUCUUAAUGAUCCUUAUUAUCAAUCACUUCAAAUCUUAAGUAAAGAAAGUAAUGCAUUAUCAGAAAAUAAAAAAACUAUUGAAACAUAUAAAAAGCAUAAUUUAUGGCUAGAAAAUCACUUAAGAAAUUUUGAAAACAAUUAAGCCGAAAUAAAUUUUUUCAAUAAGGCUAAAAAGUAUUUUUAAUUAUAUAAAGAUUUCAUAUACUCAAUGGAAACUAUUUAUCAAAAAGGUCUAAAAAAUUAUGAAGAAAUUAGAAAAUAUUUUUGCGAUUUUAGAAAUGAACUUGAAACCCCAUAAUUUUUUGGAGAUAUAUUAAAAAUCAAGAAACAACUUAUGGAAUAAUACCAAUAUAUUUUAUUUUAAAGAAAAAAAUAGUAGUAAAAACAAUAUAGUAAAUUGCAUUUAAAAAAAUGA